Aureobasidium namibiae CBS 147.97 is the source of this 1494-nucleotide messenger RNA. RefSeq names its product general substrate transporter. The transcript has 3 exons. NCBI's taxonomy places the organism in Eukaryota, Fungi, Ascomycota, Dothideomycetes, Dothideales, Saccotheciaceae. Gene Ontology annotation, cellular component: membrane. The coding region runs from base 1 to 1494 and encodes 497 amino acids. Gene Ontology annotation, molecular function: carbohydrate:proton symporter activity. Gene Ontology annotation, biological process: transmembrane transport; carbohydrate transport. The record is from RefSeq and is a predicted model, not a curated record.
AUGACGCGAACAGGUACUUUGCGAGCCUACUAUCUCGGCUGUGUAGUCUGUAUGGGCGGCUUUUUGUUUGGCUACGACUCUGGAAUCAUUGGCGGAGUCCUAACUCUUGCAUCCUUCGAAGAUGACUUCGGCUAUACCAAAAAAGAAGCAACACGCAACAGUUCUCUGUCGGUCGGCCUCCAACAACUCGGUGCUUUCCUCGCAUGUUUUGCUAUCUGGCCUGUCACGCAUCGCUUCGGUCGCAAAUGGGCUUUAGUACUGUGUUCGGCCAUUUUCGUCAUCGGAGCCAUCAUCCAAACUAUCGACACUCACUCUUUCAGCGCUUUCCUGGCUGCUCGAUUUGUUGCCGGCAUCGGUCUAGGAGGCAGCAGUGUCGUUGUGCCCAUGUUCUCGAGUGAGAUGGCUCCAAAAGAACUGCGUGGUCAGAUUGGCAGCUUCUAUCAGCUCUUCUACACGCUUGGCAUCUUCACCUCCUACUGGAUCGACUACGGUGUAGGCAAGGACAUUCCAACAAGCGAGGCCAAACAAUGGCAAAUCCCCAUUGGCAUCCAAAUCCUCCCCGCCGCCCUUCUCGGCCUUGGAAUGUUCACGCUCAAAGAAUCGGUUCGCUGGCUGACCCUCAAAGGCCGCCACGCCGAAGCCUGGGAGUCUCUUCAAUGGAUUCGAGCCGAUAGCGGACCCUCCACUCAACUCGAGAUGGACGAAAUCCGCUUGGGCGUGGAAACCGAAUUGCGAGAAAAAGAAGGCUUCCAGCUCCGCGAACUCUACACCAAACCCGAUAACCUCAAACGCACCAUCACUGCCGCGGUAGUCUUUGUCGCUCAACAAUCUACCGGAGCAACCGCCUUCGCAACCUACGGACCUCAAUACUUCAAAUUACUGGUGGGGAGCAAAGGUAACAACGACCUCCUGCUCACCGCAAUCUUCGGCGCCAUAAAAGUAGCCGCAUGCCUCACCUUUGUCGUCUUUGUUGCCGAGCGUGUGAAUCGCAAGAUCGUGUUGACCCUUGGCGCCCUGGGGAUGGCUGCCUGCCAGAUCUGCACCGCUGCGAUUGUGCGCUCGAAGCCUCCCCCUGGAGACGCAACUGUCACAUCCUCUGGCAUCGCCACCGUGGCGUUGAUCUACCUGUUUGUUAUGAUAUAUAACUGGUCAUGGGGUCCAUUACCAUGGCCUUACAUCUCAGAGAUUUUCCCUACAAGAAUCAGAGAGCCUGGUAUCGGUAUAGCCGUAUCCUCGCAAUGGCUAUUCAAUUUCGUUUACUCAAUCAGCACACCUUAUAUGAUCAGAAACAUGGGCUGGGGCACUUUCUUAUUCUGGGGUAUUGCGGAUGUGGUGAUUGCGGCAGGUGCUUGGUUGUUCUUGGAUGAGACUAGAGGAAGAAGUUUGGAGGAUAUCACGCAUACGACUGAUGGAGUGAAGAGCUUCGGCGAUGAGAGGGAGUAUGGAGCUGGGCAAGGGGAUGGUGGGAAGGGACCUGGUGUUGAGAUUCGAUAG